This is a messenger RNA of Populus nigra (black poplar), 929 nucleotides long. Its product is annotated as protein FAR1-RELATED SEQUENCE 2. The record is from RefSeq and is a predicted model, not a curated record. Lineage: Eukaryota; Viridiplantae; Streptophyta; Magnoliopsida; Malpighiales; Salicaceae. Bases 135 to 800 code for a protein of 221 amino acids. The transcript has 3 exons.
AGAAAAGAAAAGAAAGCAACCCUGUGUCUCUGAUCUUGAGACCCUCAAACCCAACCAACCAGGGUAAAGCACCGCACUCCCCCUCCUAUCUCUAUUCUCAUUCCAUUCCAUACUGCAAGCAUUGGACUUGGAUUAUGUCUCAAUCACAAAUGGAUGAAAACGCUUCUGCUUCUAUGAGUGAAGAUGGAGACGUGGAUCAAAUUGUGGAGAGUUCUAAUGGUAAAGAGUUGGCAAUUAGUGAAGCAAGUUCUGAUAUGGAACCAUGUGUAGGCAUGGAGUUUGAGUCUGAAGAGGCUGCCAAGGUGUUCUAUGAUGCAUAUGCUACGCAUGUGGGGUUUAUCAUGCGCGUCGAUGCAUUUCGACGAUCAAUGCGUGAUGGGAAGGUUGUUUGGCGUCGACUUGUUUGCAAUAAAGAAGGAUUUCGUAAGUUAAGACCUAGAAGAAGUGAAAACAGGAAACCUCGAGCAGUCACAAGAGAAGGGUGUAAGGCAAUGAUAGUUGUGAAGAAAGAGAAAGCAGGAAAAUGGGUUGUAACAAGAUUUGUAAAGGAGCACAAUCAUCCCUUGGUACCUACACCCGCCAAUGGUCGUCGGACUGUGCUUUUAUCUCAAACACCGGAUGAGAAAGAUGUAAAGAUCCGAGAAUUGACCGCUGAGCUACAACGAGAGCGAAAGCGAUCUGCAGCUUAUCAAGAACAGCUUGAUAUGGUUUUGAGAGAUAUGGAGGAGCAUUCCAAUCACUUAUCAAGAAACAUUGAUGACAUAGUUCAAAGUGUAAAAGAAAUCGAAUCAAGGAGGUAGCUUCUGUUGGUCUUGUUUGAUAUUCUAGUUGGCUUGUCUCUGUACAAUUUCUUUGAGAUGCUGUUACCUUUUCUCCAAAAUGUAGUCUGAAUCUGUAGUUUCAGCUGAAAUGUCCUUUACUUCAUAUCA